AUGACGCGACAAAAUUUUAUUGGAAUGGUUAUAAGCACAGCAAUGCAAAAAACUGUUAAAGUUAGAGUACAAAGACACUUUAUGCAUCCCAAAAUACAAAAAAAUAUAACGAGACACAAGAAUUUCUUGGCACAUGAUGAAAAUCAACUUUGUUCGUUAGGAGAUAUAGUAAGAAUCGAAGCUUGUAGACCAUUAAGUAAAAUGAAAAGUUUUAUAGUUGCUGAAAUAAUGAGUCCUGCAAAGACUUGGGUUGACCCCGAAACUAAGGAAGUUAAACGAUAA
Molecule: messenger RNA, 282 nt
Organism: Funneliformis caledonium
Lineage: Eukaryota; Fungi; Glomeromycota; Glomeromycetes; Glomerales; Glomeraceae
Source: the annotation of a GenBank genome assembly